AUGGGAGAUAAUCGAAAAAAGAAAAAGUUUUACUUUCGUAAACGUAGAAACAAAUAUUGUUUGGAACCCGGCUUUAGAGGUUUCUUUUGCACAUGCAACUUUAGGGAGAAAGAUUGUGUUAAAGAAAUGUAUAAUUUGCUAAACGAGUACGCAAGCAAGUUGUAUCCAGAUGAAGAUCCUCAGCAGCAGGAAAGACCAGCUUCAGUAGAUUCCGAAGAACGAUCUGAUAGUGAAUCUGAUAAUGAGACUGAUAUUGGAGAUAUGCUCAAACGUGAGGUGGAAAUUAUGAAAAAAGAUUCUCGAAAAUCUCUGAGACAUAAACGAUUCCAAGUUGUAGAGACAGGAGCUUCUAACUGCAUUUUUAUCAAGACUAAUUUACCUUGUCCAGAAGAAUUAACAAAUGCUAUUAUAAAAGACCUCUCGACAACCAAAGUGCAAAAAACGAGACAUGUGUUGCGUUUAUUACCAAUCAUGGCCACUUGCAAAGCAAACUUGCCCGAUAUUAUGGAAUGUGCAGGGAAACUAUUUGAUAAAUAUUUUCUGAAAGAGCCAUCAACAUUUGCUGUUAUUUUUAAUAAAAGAUUCAACAGCAGUGCUUCUCGAGACCUUAUCAUAAAAGAACUUGCCGAUAUGAUUGUUCUUAAGAAUGGUGGAAACAAAGCAGAUUUAAAAAAUCCUGGUUUGUGUAUUAUAGUUGAGAUAAUAAAAGGAAUGUGCUUACUGAGUGUUGUAGACAAUUAUUAUUCUUAUAAGAAGUAUAAUUUACAUGAAAUAUGUAAAGAAGAGACAGUAAAUGAUUCUGAAGAGACACAAGCAAAGAAGUUCAAGGCUGACAUAUCUCAACCAGUGGAACAAAGUAAAGAACAG
Messenger RNA from Brenthis ino (lesser marbled fritillary), 867 nucleotides. The record is from the annotation of a GenBank genome assembly. NCBI's taxonomy places the organism in Eukaryota, Metazoa, Arthropoda, Insecta, Lepidoptera, Nymphalidae.